GGUUCAGUCCAAUUUAUUUUCCCCCUCUCCAGAAUUGGUAUCGUCCGAGGAGAAAGGAGGUGGUGAGGGGGAAAAGCCUGGCUUCGGGAUGUUGGUAGUGUCGCUUAGCAACAGAAAAGAGGAUGGAGGCGAGGCGAGGCACUGAAUCAGAGCAUGGACAAACUGCAGAAGAUGGGGAUGAAGAGCAGCUUGCAACAGACAAAGUGGCUGCCCAGCCAGAAGACCCAAGUGGUCCAAAUCCAGAAGAUGGAGUGGCCAUAGCUCCAGAAGACAGUAAUGCCAAGGAAGAAAUGAUAGAAAAUGUUCCUACGGCUGCUGGGGAGGAAGAGGCAGAAAGUGCCCCUACAGCUACUGUGGAGAAGGAGACAGAAGGUGUUUCUAUGACUGCCACAGAGGAAGGGGCAGAAGGUGCUCCUACAGGUGUUAAGGAAGAAGAUGCAGACAGUCUCCCUAUAGCUUCUGUGAAGGAAGAGGCAGAAGGUGCUCUUGUGGCUGCCAUAGAGGAAGAGGCAGUAGGUGUCCCUAUGGCUGCCAUGGAGGAAGGGACAGAAAGUGUUUCUUUGGUUGUCAUGGAGGAAGGGAUGGAAGGUACUCCUACAGUUGCCAAGGAGGAAGAGGCAGUAGGUGCCCCUAUGGCUGCCAUGGAGGAAGGAGCAGAAGGUGUUUCUUUGGUUGCCAUGGAGGAAGGGAUGGAAGGUACUCCUACAGUUGCCAAGGAGGAAGAAGCAGAAGGUGCUCCGAUGGCUGCCAUGGAGGAAGGUGCAGAAGGUGUUUCUUCGGUUGUCAUGAAGGAAGAGGUAGAAGGCACCCCAACAGCAAUCACAGAGGAGAGGUUCCCAGCAGAGAUGGGCGAGCCAAGCACAACAGGAGUGGGCGUUCCUGAAUUCACAGAGCCCUCCUUUGCAGAGGAGAGGAUUACCAUAGGCAGAAUUCCUUCGAGCUUGUAUGGUGAGGAAGAAGAAGUGAUCUCUUCUCCAUCUUCAUCAGCCAGCAGCCAGAGAUCUGAUUUACCCCUGCUGGUGGAGGUUAAAGAACAGCCAGCUGCCUUCCCUCCCUGUUCUGAAUCUUCUCUUCAGCUGAUGCCUCUACAGUUCAGUAGAAGUGGCCCUUUGGAAGAGAAUGAGGAGGAAAUGUUGCGUUUGGUUGAGCAGGUGACCGAAGGAAAUGAAGAGGCAGAAGAAGAAACACAACUGGUGGUGCUGGAUCCUGAGCAUCCUUUGAUGAAAAGAUUCCAAACUGCUUUAAAGACCUACCUCACUAAACAGAUUGAAAAGCAGAUGGAACAGCUUCGUGAGACGGCAGUUCUCAUGAAGAACAGGAAGAAAGAGAGAGAAGAACUUGGUGUGAUUUUGUAUGGAGUCCAGCAGCAGCUGGCCCAGCUGCAAAUGGACUUGGAGAAGAAUCACAGUUGUCAUAGUCAGAUCUCCAUGGUCCGCCGGCAGCUAGAGGAAGAGUUGCAAGACCUCAGGAACAUGUACAAGAAGACAUGCCACAGCACUGAGGAUGAACGGAAGAUAGUUUCAUCCAUGCAGACAGAGAUGGAAAAUUUGUCUCUGCGCCUGUUCUACAUGCAGAACAUGGACCAAGAUGUACGUGAUGAUAUUGCUGUAAUGAAGCGAACAGUGAAGAAGGCUGAGGUGGACCGGAUGCGUGCAGAGGUGGAAAAGCAAAAACAGGACCUUCAUGUUGACCGCUUAACAAGGACAGCCAAUGAGCUUCAGGAGCAGAUCGCUUUAUAUGAAGCACAACACAUAGCCCAGGCUGAAGACACCAAAAUCACACGGCAAGAAGUGGCAGAGGCAUGUACAGAAAUACAAUCUAUAAACCUAGAGAAGAAGCAAUUGCUGCAUCAGUGGGCUGUCAGCUUGACUGGGAUGAAGCGGCGUGAUGAGGCAUAUGCUGCCAUGCAGGAAGCACUAAGAGAAACCAGACACAAGCUUAAAUCUUUAGAGAUUGAGAUUGAAGUCUACAAGAAGUCCAUCUCUAAGGAAGAAGAGAGGAAUGAGCUGUUAGCCUCUAUCUUGCACCGCUCUGAGAAUGAUGGAAACACAAGCAGGAAAUUGAUAACUCAGAGCUUAGCUAAACAGGAUGCCAUGAAAGUGGAAUUUGGUACCUACACUCGUACCCUACAGGAGACAGAGCAAGCCCUCAAUCGAGCCAAUAUGGAUCGAGCUGCUCGCUUGAAUGACUUGGCUACCCUUCGUAGAGAGAUAGAAAAGGGAUCACAAAUCAAGCAGGAGCUGGAGAAUGAAAUUAUUGUCAAGCUUCAGGAUCAGCUGAUGUCUAACAAGGCAGCAAAAUACUUUUUACAACUGUCUGCUAAGCUUCAAAACAGAAUGAUGGAUUUGGAAAUGCAGUUCUCCAAAAUAGAGAAUGAUACAGCCCAAACUGCACUGGAUAUAACCAACACCACUUGCAGGCUGAAUACACUUCAGAAGACUCUUGCGGAGCUGGACAAGGAGAUGGAUGACAUGAAUGGGCAGAUCAGCCACAGCGAAUCUGAGAUUACCAGGCACAAUCUCUUGAUUGGGCGCAAACAAGGAAUAAUCAAUCUGUACAACAAGAAACUGGAAAUGAUGAUUUCCCAGCUGGGGGGACAAGAGUUGGGACCACUGGAACUUGAAAUCAAGAAACUGAGCAAGCAAACAGAUGAAAUGGACAUGGAAAUAGUGAAGAUGCAGAGGUUUUGGUUGAACCAGCAAAGGGAGUUAGUGAAGCUGAGUAAAGAGAGAGAAGAGCAGCUAGUAUCCUUGGACAUGCUGAAGAAAGAGAUCACAAUCAAGGAACAAAAGAAAGUGCGCACAGAGAAUGAAAUCCAGCAGGAAAAAAAUGAACUCAAGGACAUCGGGCGCCACAUGAAGAACAUGGCGAAUGAUUUGGAGAAAUUACACAUGUUGAUUUACAAGAACAGCGCAAGCUCUGAGGAGUUGCAGCAGGGCAACACUAUUAUGGAGAAUGAAUUUGUUUGUGCCCUCAAGGGAGCUGAGAGGGAAUCGAUUGAAUUGCAAGAGAAGCUAGAUCAACUCCACGAGGAAAAAGAGAGACUCAUCAACAGCCUAGUGGAGACAGAGUGUCAGAUGAUGCAAUGGGAGAAGAAGAUACAGAUCGCCAAAGAGAUGCGAGCUGCUGUGGACUCUGAGAGUGGGCAGGGUGAAAUCCAGGCCAUGAAGACAGAAAUUCACAGGAUGCAGGUAAGGUAUGACCAGCUGAAAAAACAACAGGAGAAGAUGAUGCGAGAUAUGGAGGCAGCUGUUGCCCGCCGAGAGACCAUUGUGAUUCGUGGCGAGGGACAAAACAAGCUGAAUAAAAACGUACUCACAAAAAGUGACUUCUAUUAUAAGAAGCAGGAGUUGAAGAAAAAAAUCAAAGAGAUCCAGAAGAAUGCCGAGGAUUGCAACAAAAUCAUAAGUCAGCUUGAUGGUACUCAGAAAAAUCUCAGCAAUGUUCUUCUGGAGAAGCAAAAACAGAUUUCCAGCACGAAUGUUGAAAAUGAUGAGCUGGAAAUAAGAAUCGAUCAGCUGCAGGCAAAAAAACUACAGAACCUUUCAGAUAUUGUGGCCAAUCAGGGACGUGUGAAGCACAUGCAGUUAGUGAAGGAAGGGAAGUACCACCCACUGUGCCGCACGGAGCUGAUGAUAAGGAUUGAACGGCAGAAGCUGGAAACCCGACUACAUGCCAUUAACGUUGUCAUCCAUCAAAUCCUGCAGGAGUUUCCUCAGCACUACAAGUUGUUGCAAAGGCUCAGUCAAACCCUGCAUUUCAGGCUGGGUACACAAACAGCAAUGUAGCAGAGGGCAGGGAACCAAAAUGGAAACAUUUUCGUUUUGGAAAUGUUACAAAUAAAAAUAUAUUUGAGAAUGAC
Molecule: messenger RNA, 3862 nt
Organism: Heteronotia binoei (common prickly gecko)
Lineage: Eukaryota; Metazoa; Chordata; Lepidosauria; Squamata; Gekkonidae
Gene: CCDC40
Product: coiled-coil domain containing 40
Exons: 21
Coding region: 123-3788 (1221 amino acids)
Biological process (GO): heart looping; axoneme assembly; epithelial cilium movement involved in determination of left/right asymmetry
Cellular component (GO): cilium; cytoplasm
Source: RefSeq, a predicted model, not a curated record